AUGACUAAAAGAAGAACUUGGCAUUAUUAUGCCAACAUUGUAGUGCAGCUUGCUCAAAACAGAUCACGUAUGAAUUGGCAUUUGUCAUGUAAAAAAACUUUUAAAAUUUUAAGAUUUGAUUUUAACUGCAUCCAUAUGAUUAUUUAAAACAAUUAAGCUGGAAAGAAAAAACCCAAGGUCCUUAAUGCUAUCAUAAUCUCAAUAAUACAAAAUAAUUUCUAAAUGAAUUUGAAAAUGAACAAUUUUUUCAGUCCCAUUUACACAUGUGCUACUUGUUGGAACUGGUCUGUACACAAUGUACUCUUUGGCCUCAAACUGUUUUAGAGCUUUUAGCAGUCCAUCAUGAAUAGAUCAAAACAAACAUUCAUUUGAUUUCAAUAAAUGCUUUUAAAAAACUGUUUUAUUCUUCCUUUCAUGCCCAGUUUGAAAAUUUUGUUGAAUCUCUGUCUUCUCAGUGGUAAACAAGAAACAGCUGCCAAAUGUAAACAUCAAGAAGAAGUCAAGUCACUCAAGUAGUGUUUUUCAUUCACUUGUUUAUUAUAUUCAGACAUGCUAGAUGUAUCUCUCAUUUUACAGAGACAUUAAAUUUGAAACAGUUUUGAAUUUAGGCCAGGUAUGGCCACUAAUAGCUGAUGAAAGUGUACGUCUAUCUUACUUUAAACAAGCUGCACGACUUCAGUUUACCUGAUUAAGUUAAAAGCUGAAUUACAAAGCAAUCUGUAAGCACUCACAGUAGUGGAGAUAAGCUCAAUAUCCUGGCUCUUCAAGUCUCGACACAUCUGCUGGACAAAUCUGAUCUGAAAUGAAAAAUCAGUCAUUUUUAUCAGCAAUCACAGUAACCUUGAUUCACAUCAUGAAGGAAUUAAAAUUAAUGCCUUUUCGUAACAUGAAUCUCAGUAUGUAGCCACCCAGUCAAGUCAAUUAGUCAAUGAGCUAGCCAGUAAGUCAAGCAGUCUAUCAGCCACAUAGUCAGUCAGUCAGCCAGUCAGUAAUUGAACCAGUCAGCCAGUCAGUUGGUCAGUAAGUUGAUAAGCAGAGAAGUCAGUAAGUCAGUCAGCAAGUCAGCCACCAGUCAAUCAGUCAGUCAGCCAAUUAGUUGGAGUAGUGUGAACAUUAAGCAAACACAAUGACUGAGAGUUGCUUCUGUAACAAAGGAAUUACAACAAUCCUGUCCUAUCCUUUACUAUACUAUCAGUCAAUCAAUCAGCAAGUUAGAAAGUCAGCCAGUCAGUCAUCAGUCACUCAUUCAGUAAUUGAGCCAGUCAGUAAGUCAGCUAGUCUGUCAGUAAAUAGGUCAGUCAGUCAGUCUGUCAGUAAGCUAAUGAGUCAGUUAGUUAGUCAAUCAGUCACUCACUCAGUUAUCAUUAGUUAUUCAAUAACGCAGUCAUUUAGCAGGUCAGCUAUUCUGUCAGUUAAUGAGACAGUCACUCAGCAAGUCAACCAGUUGGUCAGUUAGUCAAUGAGUCAGUCAGUCAGCAAGUAGCCGGUUUAUCAAUAAGUCAGUCAGUUGAUUAGUCAGUCAACUGUAAGUCAGUCAUUUAGACAGUCAGUAAGUUAAUUAUUAAGUCAGUCGAUCAGUCCGCCAGUACAUCAUCAAAUCAGUCAACAAGCCAACAAGUCAGCCAUUAUUAUCAGUCCAAUCAAAUGUAGGAAUCAAAGCAGAACUUAGCAUUAUAUACUUAUUAUCUAACAAUGUGACACAGCUUGUUCAAAGCAGAUUGUGUCUGCUACUCCAGAUCAGUCAGUCAGCAAGACAGUCAGAGAGUUUGUCAGUCCAUCAAUGAGUCACUUGGUUAGUCAAUCAGUCACUCACUCAGCAUGUCAGCCAGUCAGUUAUAUUCAGUUAGUCAAUAAGGCAGGUGUUUAGCAGGUCAGCCAUUCAGUCAGUCGGUUGAAGACAAUUAGUCAGUCAGUCAAAAAGUCAGCCAUUCAGCCAGUCACUGAGUCAGUAACUUGGCAAGUCAGCCAGUCAGCAAGCUUGCCAGCCAGUCAGUCAGGAAGUCAGCAAAUUAGUCAGCCAGUCCAUCAAUAAGUCAGUAAGUUGGUUGGUUGGUCACCCAACUUUAAGUCGGCCAUUAAUAGUCACUCAGUCAGUCAACUGGACUAGUUAGUCAUUUAGUCUUUCAGUGAAUCAGUAAGUCAGUCAGUCAAUGAGACAGCCAGUCAGCAAACUAUACUAAGCCAGAACCUAGUAUUACAUAAUUGUCAUUUAACAAAGUGGCACAGCUUGUUCAAAGUAAAUUGUGCCUGCUACUCCUGGACAAAUUGCUAUUUAUGCGAAAAAGUUCAUUUAAAGACUUAAUUUUAAGAGCAUAUUAACAUUUGUGACCCUCCAUAUGAUUUCAGGGAGAAAGGUGAUGACACACUCGCAACACGCUGACACAACACGCUUAGUGUGUCCAAAGAUACACUUUAUGUGCAUAAUUAAUUACUGAAACAAUCAAGGACACACUAUGUUUUGUUUCGGUGUAGUUAGCAUCCUAAACCUUUGUUUUAAUAUAGUGUGAUCGAUGACAUGCUUAGUGUGCAAGUUGACAAAGAUUAACAUGCUAAAGUAAAACAAAAGGUACUUAAAAAAAACGUAACUCUCAUACAAAUUUAAUCUUUUAUUGGAUAGCCUCUACCCCAACUUCCAAAGAACGGACAACAAAAUUCCCUGCUCACUCUGCACUUUUGCAAUGAAAAGGUGUAACUUUUGAUCACCAGCUCUAGGCAAAAAAAUUUCCUCUGAUAAAAAGUAAACAAACAAGCAUUUGAAAUUUGCUUCUGUGAAUUCCGCUGUAGUGCAGAUGAAGUUUCUUGUCUAAAAACUUAAUGAUCUCGAAUGAAUUUAAAAGUCUUAGAAAAACCUGGAGUAUUAAAAACAUGACUGUUUCUUCUUGCUUUUAGCUGAUUUUAGAAAGCUUAGGUUGCUGUUGUAUGUAUUUAGAAAAAAAUUUCAAUGUGUGUAAAAGCAAGAGGUUUCAAAUUAUACAUGACAUGCAAAGUUUACUUGCAUGGGUCUGCAACAAUCGAAGUUAGCGUUUUCUGUGUUGCUACAAACAGUCCACUUGGAGAUUUCUCGUUUAGCAGUAAUUUUUGAAACAAUCACAAAAAUUACAGUUUUUGAAAAAGAUUCCCGGUGGCUGUACAAGAUCAUAUUUCAAUCUUUCUACCGAUCGCAUGUGGUGCACAUCAAUACGUACCUUCACACUUAUGUACCAAAAAUGAAAACACUUCAAAGGAUAGACUUCAUAAUAAUUAUAAUUUUAUAGCUAAAGAUUUACAGCUAAGCAGUAAUUCGUAAUUCUUUUUUCUUCUCUACAAUUAUUAUGUGCCCUAUAAUAAUACUUAACCUAUAGACACAUACAUGUUCAAUCUGAAUUAUCCCCAAAAUAGUCUGCAAGCUUCACCUUUUCAUGACUUAGAUGACAGAGAAUUUCAUAUUCUAAAUGGAUCCUGUCACUUGCAGAUAGAUAAUUUGAAAGAUUUAGAUUUAUAUAAUUUGCUACCCAACUCCGACAAAUCUGAUGAUGCCGACCCUGAUCAUAUAUCAAUUAACUCUCAAUCUGAUUACUAUGAUAUUCCCAGUUUGAAUAAGGUUCUGAGUAAAACAGGAGCAAAAUCCUCUUCAUUUCUUCCUUGUAAACAUUAGUAGCUUAUCAAAAAAUAUUAGCCUGCUUGAAGAUAUGCUGUAUUCUUUUAAGUGAACAGCCUGAUGUAUUAGGAAUUUCUGAAACCAGACUAGAUGACUCAGCUGACUAACUACAACAUCUACAAAACUGAUUUUCCAACCCCGGUGGGAGGGGUUGCUCUUUAUGUCAGUAAAGCUUUAACAUGAUUCCUAUGGUAAGUUAUAACUUUGGAUAUGCCCCUCGUAGAAUCUGUUUUGGUUGAAAUACCUACUCCCAAAAACAAAAACCCCAUCUUGAUUUCAAGUUGCCAGGUAAAUACAACAAGUAGGCAGGGAAUCAAAUGGCUUGGGAUUUCUUUUGGUUCUAUUUUUCUUCUAUUUUCCAGUAAAAGUAGCUGGGGGCCACUCUCUUAGUAGCCAGGGAAAAUCCCCGGCUCCGGGCUCUUAAUGACAACCCCGCAGGUGUCUGUGUUACAAAUAUACCAGAUAAGAAACACAAUCAAUUGCAGAUAAACAUGCACUAAUUAGGCAAUUUAGUCUAAUUGUCCCAAAAGAAACAGAAAUUGUGUACAAAGCGGUGGAUAACUAAUGGUAUAAUUUCUCAAAUCAAGUAAAACUAAGCAUAAAUUAUACAAAACACACUUUCUUUCUAACAAUUCAAUUAAGGUGACAGAAUAUAAAAAGUAUGCUAAUAAACUGAAUCUGCUUAAGAACAUUUGCAAAAAGAAUUACUUCUCACAACACUUUGACCUGUGGCAAAACAACCUGAGGGCAUCUUGGAAAUUGAUGGUAUGCUAGUUAAGCGCGAUUCGAAGGGACAAACCCCCAUCGCGAAAAUUAAACAUAACAAUAGAGCCUACACUAAUAAGGCUGAGAUCGCUGAUCACUUGAAUAAGCAUUUUGUCAAUGUGGGUCAAAACCUGGCCAAAAAAACUGAAAAUCGUGAAGGAAGUCUGACCCAAUUCAUAAGAAUGACUCCACUUAAAAGCUAGCUUUGUUAUGUCCUGUGUUACUGAAACCAAGUAUGUUCACUAUUUAAAUGUUUAAAUUAUCAUAAGCCAUCCUUAGACAUUCCUAAUAAAUUAAUCAAAAUAGCUGCCCAGCCAUUGUCAAUACCUUUAACAUAUAUCUAUAACCAGUCUAUUGAAACUGGAAUUGUUCCUGAUAUUUUAAAAGUCUCACAAAUCUGCCUGGUGUAUAAGGGUGGUGAUGCUACAGACUCUAGCAACUAUCGGCCCAUAGUAACUCUCUCACCACUCAGUAAAGUGCUUGCGCGUCUAGUCUAUAACCAAUUAUAUUCAUUCAUAGAUAACACCAAAUCUUGAACAAACAUCAGUUUGGAUUUAGGAAAGGAUAUUCCACUGAACAAGCUAUUCUUGAAAUUACUGACAAUCUGAAGCUUGCUACUGAUAAAGGUCAAAUAACAUGUGGUUUUUUUCUUUACCUAUAAAAGGCUUUUGACACAGUAAAUCAUAAAAUACUGCUCUCUAAACUCUAUCUAUAUGGAAUUCGGGGUAUACCACAUAAUUGGUUCAAAAGUUGUUUGCACAACUGAAGACAAUACCAGCGCUGUACAAGCCACUUAUUGAGGAGAUCAAGCAAAACUAACUACGAGAGAACAACUGGAGAACUGACAAUUUGACUAGCAAUAGACGACUGUUUAACUGGGACAAUAGACGGAUCGAAACGUACCAAUCACUGAUUACUAGUCUUUAUAACAUCACGACUUAACUGACAGACGACCAAUAACAUCGCGACAUAAUUGACCAAUCAGAUCAAUAACCAGAGUAUAAUAUCAACUGACGUGAUACAACUCACUUUAACUCUGAAGAUGACUACUGCACAGGUUGUCGAAACGUCAGUAACCAUCAACAACAACAGUCCUAUUCAGGACUACAUCCACCCGGACGAUCAAACUCAACCUUUUGAAGACAAUAUGUUGAAAUUGACUCUACUAAAUCUAGCUAUAAAAAUAUUACCUGCUGUAAAUCCCACGGCUUGACUCUAGGUCCCCUUUUAUUUUUGUGAACAAUUUACUAAACUGUGUUGGCAAACUUUCAGUGCGGAGCUUUGCUGAUGAUUCCAAUUUAUUCUUCUCUAGCAAGAACUUAAAACAACUUGAAUCCAUAAUGAAUCAAGAGCUUAAAAACAAAUUUAUGACUCCUGUGCUCUAAAUCAUUUAUAAAUUAGCUAUUAAUUCUGCAAAGACCAACUAUAAUUAUGUCAGUCUCAUCAUCUAGAUGCCACCCAAAGAUAAACAUCACUGGUAUUGAACAGAAAGAUUACAUAAGGUAUUUUAGUUUAUAAAACAUCUUGAUUGGCAACCACAGACACAACAUGUAAAUAAUAGAUUAGCUAAAAAUUUACAAAUCCUCUCAAAACUAAGAUAUUUCAUAGAUCUGAAUAUACUGAAACAACUUAAUUACAUUUUAAUAUAUCCCUAUUUGAGUUACAGUAUUCUUGCUUUGGGAUGUGCCAGCAAAACCAGAUUAGAUUGUAUUUGUAUUGCACAUCCUAGAGAGAGUACUGCUCCCUAUUUCAAACUCCUAACAAUCCCUAAAUUAGAUAUAAUAUACUGUAUAUAAAUUAAAAAUAUGUUGCCUUAUACAUAGAAUGAGAAAUGAAACUGAUAGCAUUCCUGACAUCUUCCUUGAUGUCCUGAAUCAAGCAUCGCAUAUACACCAUUAUAAUACAAGAUUUGUCAGUAAUCUGAUUUAUCUUAGGCCAAGAAUAUCCACCAACUAAGGUAGGAUGUCCUUUAAAUUCUCUGCUCCAAAAAUCUGGGAGACUGUACCACUUGGCCUCAAGUGUCUGCCAUCAUAAGUUUAAGAAAGAAUGGAAGUCCUAUCUUCUAAUCAAUCAAAUCUGAUCUUAAACUUUCUUAUAUGUUCUAUCACUGAUAUUAUUUGAGAUUUUAUUUCCUCUCUGUGAUGCUGCCAAUUAUCUGAACAUGAUGGUGUCCAACAAGAAAGCUCUUGCUACUUUAGAAACUGUAAACAAAUGAACUUAAUGUCUUUUAGUUUAAUGAUUAUUUAUCAGCUACUUGGUUGAUCCUAUCUUAAUGUACAUACAUUUGCGUAAAUGCCUUACAUAGUGUGAAAUAAAAAAAGAUUGAAAGAUUGAAGAUCGUGUUAGCUCGUGUUAUGCGGUCGAGGCAAUUCGUUCAGUAUUAUUUCAACCUUGAACUUGAGGGUGCUCUAAAAGAAAGCUAGAAGAAAUACGUUUGUGAUAUUUCGGAAAAAAGUCAGGCUCAAUAUAAACCAACAGUUCAAAGAGUCUGAUUUACUAAAUCCUUGACUUGUUUGUAGAAAACGUUUCAGCUUUGUUUUUCUGAUCAUGGAGCUGACCAUUCUUUACCGAUAAGAGCUUCGGCUUUCACAUCAAAUGAUUGUAUCACAAUGACUUUCACUUCUCGUCCGGUAAGUUUGCGUGCCAUAUAGCACACUAAGUUGCACACUUAAGUAGGUGUCGUCUUGCACGCUAGCUUUUUUUAUCAGAGGUUAACAGUUUUCCAUGUUCGCCUGCUCACACUUCAUUGUUCUAUGAUGCACACUUUAUUGUUUUUAGCAUGUUCUGUGAGACAAAGGCACAGGCUCAUUAAACUGUGCUCUAGCAUCCUUUGUAGGUGUGUUAAAGUCAAUUUCUUUUGUUUUUAAAUGGAAGAAUGUUGUGAGCAUGUUAUCACCUUCGUCUCUGAAAUCAUAUGCAGGGUCACUUCGAUCCUGAAUGUUUAGGUAGUCAAAAAAACAAACUUGAUGCCAUCUUCAUGCUAUCAGUCAAAAAUUAAUUCCAUACUGAAUUGGAAUCUGAAUUUGAAAAAAAUGUACUCUUUGGCCUCAAACUGUCCUAGAGAUUUUAGCUGUCUUGCAUGAAAAGAUCUCAAGAAACAUUCAUUUAAAUAUAGAUAAAUACACAUAAAAUAUUGGCUAAGGAGAGCAAUUACCAAAAAUGUUUUUCAUUCUUCCUUUGAGUCUGAAAAUUUUGUUGAAUCUCUGUCUUAAUUCUCACUAGUAAACAAGAAACAACUUGCCACAUAUUGACAGAAAUAAAGAAGAAGUCAAGUCACUCAAAAAUAUUUUUUUCCUUCACUAGCAUAUCUCUCAUUUUACAGAUACAUCAAAUUUGAAAAAGUUUUGAGUUUUGUGUUAAAUUAGGCCAGGUAUGUCCCAAAAAAAUCUGAUGAAGCCAUGCCUCAAUCUUACUUUGAAGAAGCUGUAUUAGCAGUUUAGUUUAUCUGGUUCACUCAGGAGCUUGAAUACAUAUGCUAUAGCAAUAUACAGCACUUACAAUGCCAAAGAUAAUUAGCUCAAAAUCCUGGCUGUUGAAGUCUUGACACAUCUGCUGGACAUAUCUGAUAUGAAAAAAAUAAUCAUCAUCUUCAUCAACAGUCAGGAAUCUUGCUUCUUCAGGGACCAACUCUAGAUGUCUGUUUUACCUUGGUGUCCAUACCCUGUACCCUUUAAUCAGGGGCAUCUUGAUUUUAAUUUCCAAUUUGUCAUUACCAUUUUUGAAUUACCCUUUCCCUAAUUAGAAAUGAAUAAUUUUUAUAAUAGCCUCAUUAGUGUUAUGCCCUAAAUUCAAUUCCAAUAAUUUAAUUGAAAGGCUUUUUUUCAUUCCAGUUGUCCCCUCAAAUGCAACCCUCCUAGCCCCCAACCCCCUCCCCCACCCCAUCCCAAAAAUGCUACCCUCAGAGAGAGAGAAGAAUCUAAAUGAAGGAGAUCUCCCUUCCAGUUCUUCUCCCAAAAACACCCCCGCUUCCCACUGACAAGGCAAAGGCUUGGCUACUAAGCACACAAAUACACAGUUUGCUCCAUUGCACUUUUUAAAAAGGCCAAUUUGCAAAUAAAACCCUCAUACGAUUUUGGAAAUGCACCGAUUUUCCUUUAAAAAUCAAAUCGUUGAAAACUCCCUGAAGGGUGAGAUUGAAUUAUUGAAAGAGUUGUGCUUAAGCCUGAUAAGCUACAUUAAGCACAUGAGCCUCGAGAGUGAGGGUCAAGAUCUUACCAAAUGUAAAGUAAACCAUUAUCACAAGCACUUCUAAAACUGUUUAAAAAGAUAAAUAAUACAGUUCUUUCUGUUUGAUCUAUCUAUAAUCGCUACUAACCUCGCAAAGUAGAUGGAAAACGGGAGAAAACCAACCAUGCCUUCCGCGCGCCAUCUUUGAAUAAGUGUUCGUUCCCAGUGUCCCAAAACGUCCACAAUGCGCGGCCUCCUUGCUCUGCGGAAAAUAAGGCCCUUUUUGGUGCAUGUGUUUGCUGCGAUUUUCUAUCUUUUUAGCGACUUCGUAGCUCAAAUUUGAAAAAAGAGUCCAUUAAUAAAUGGGGAUAAACCCUUAGCGGAGUUGAAUAGAUAACACAGGCUGAAAUACAUGCACUGUAGUAGCAAAAAACAGAAAAAAGGCAGGAAAUAGUGAGCGCUUCUUCGCUCACAGGCAGCCCAAACUCUGUGGAAGUUCGUAAGACUUUGAAUUAUAUGAGAAUGUAUGAAAAUAAACAAAAUACGUCCUAAAUUGUAUUUUUCGACAAAGAUAGAAAUAAAAAUUAGUUACCUUGUGUUUGUGAAAAUCGUCGAUAAAGUGGCUGGCACCCAACGUCAAUUUUCGGAAAAUAUCUGUUCGGAAGACGAUUUGAGAUCGAGAAUUUUCGGAACAUUUGUUGUAAAAUUUCUUGCUUGUCUGCCUCUCCUAGGAUUUUCGAACGUCUAAAAAAUGGUAUAAUUGCCCAUUUUUAACGGAUUUUUGCCCUAAAAAGGUCACCUAGAAUUUUCGUGAGCCUUUUUUCUGGCUGAAAUUUUCGAAAAGGUAAGUUUUGAUCCCUAUAAUUUUCGGAUCACUAGACUUUCAGCUAGGAAAUCCGAACAGAUCAAAACUUUUUAAGAGAUAAAAAUAUGCUUAUAUCUACGGUUUAAAUACUAAACUACGUCUAACAAUGCCAUGUUUAAGUGGUUUUGAACUAUAUUCUCGUUGGCUGCCCCUGUUGUUUCGUUGUUGUUGUCGUUGUUUUUACAUUCCGUUUGCACUAAUUUGUAAUCACCAAAAAUCACUGAGGAGCUUUUAUAAAGAAAACAACUUUGAGCCAUAAUAAAUAACUACACGACUUUGAUACUUUUUUAAGCUUAUGCUGCAAAAGCGUCAGGAUGAAGGUCGUUUUCGGCAUCUCCAAAUAGCAUCCUUGUGCAGGAAUAUUUGUUUCCUUGGUCUCCUUUUCCCUUAAGGCACAUACAGGGUCAUCACUGGACGCUCUUAGAAUGUGCCCUAGGAAACGCAGCUAAACGGGAAAGAGAGAGAGAGAGAGUAACGGCGGAGUAAAUGUCAUUUUUUUGGCCUUGAAAACACAUGAUACCCAGGACCCUUUAUAUCUUACCUCCAUCUGAGGCCACAGAGACUACGACAAAACUUUUUCUCAUGUCUAAGGAAACAACAUGAUAGUAGUAAGUGAGACUAGAACCACAGGUGUUCAAACCAAUUCCCGCCCCCGUUGCUCGUAACCAAUAGAGUGGAAUUACGUCCUUUAUACAACUAUAUGAGAAAUUUCUGCAAUUUGAUUGGCUUAGAGCAGUGGUAUUUCAGCUUAAUUUGAAAUACCUACAUGUGAAAAUUACAAACCUUUUGUGGGUAGUAGUAUAAACCACAAAUAAUAGCAUGAUUUGUACGUGAUAUUAGGCAUGGUAUUCGUGGUAUUUCAAAAUUGUCUCAAAUUUUACUCGCCUAACGGCUCGUGAAAUUAUGUAUAACAAUUUCGAAAUAUCACUGGUGGUACUUAUGCCAAAUAUCACUACAAAUCAUGCUAUUACCUAUACUUAUACUACUCGUGACAUCACCAAUUCAUUUUAUUGCAUAUAGUCAUAGACAACUUUAGUAGAGACCUUUAGUACCCAGGUUUUAAGCAGAUAAAUAGCUAGCCUAUGCCAGGCUCUCGGUCAUCGUAGACAGGUGGAAAAAAAAGCGGACAAGGAAAAAUGCGCAAGAGCAUCAAGGGACAGUGAGCGACCCUCCCUCCCCAGCCUUCAAGCGGUUUUUCGCGCUUUUUUUUCCCGACUUUUUGCCCUCCUUGAACAGACUAAUAGAUAGCCUGUGUGGCCGUGUGGGGUCGGGGUGGAGGGGACGGGGUUUGGGGGUUUAGAGGGAGAUUCUUCUCCCUUUUUUCCUUCCUCCUGCCUUACCCCUUUAGACGCCUGCUGACUACGUGCUACGCUGUUUAGCAGAUGGUCACGUGAACACAAGACAACGAUUUUCGUUUUAAAACUUAAAUACAGUCCUUUGGAAUUGAACUUCAGAAAAACUCACCAACAUUUGACAACUUGAACAUGGAAUAUAAGAGCGAUGAAGUUUGA
Molecule: messenger RNA, 10945 nt
Organism: Porites lobata
Lineage: Eukaryota; Metazoa; Cnidaria; Anthozoa; Scleractinia; Poritidae
Source: the annotation of a GenBank genome assembly